AUGAGGAGCCAGGGGCAGGCCUCUGGCCUCUUGCCCAGCUGGCCAGCAGCAGGAACCUACGUGGCCUCUAGCACAUCUGACUUGUGGUCCUCUCCCCCAGGAGGCUUUGUGACAGUCUUUGGCAUCUGUAUUCCCUUCCUCUUGAAGUUUGCAGUGUUCCCGUACCCAACACAGUGUCUGUGGAACGAGAGGCCCCCUUUGAUGCCCACCAGCCCCUUCCUUUUCUGCUCACCUGAACAGUUUAUGCUCUGGAGUCUGGACUCAGGGCAAGGAGCAGUGCCAGCAUCCUGCAGGGUAGGGGGUGUGGUGAACUGGGACUGUAGCAGUGUUCCCGUACCCAACACAGUGUCUGUGGAACGAGAGGCCCCCUUUGAUGCCCACCAGCCCCUUCCUUUUCUGCUCACCUGUGGCCCUCCCCCGGGCGGCGGUGCCCCCUGGCACCUUCGAAAUGUCCUCAGCGACUCCGUGGAGAGCUCAGAUGAUGAAUUCUUUGAUGCCAGAGAGGAGAUGGCUGAAGGGAAGAAUGCCAUCCUCAUUGGGAUGAGCCAGUGGAACUCCAAUGACCUUGUGGAGCAGAUCGAGACCAUGGGGAAACUGGACGAGCAUCAAGGAGAAGGGACCGCGCCGUGCACAUCCAGCAUCCUCCAGGAGAAGCAGCGAGAACUGUACCGGGUUUCCUUGAGAAGACAGAGGUUCCCGGCCCAGGGAAGCAUCGAGAUCCACGAAGACAGCGAGGAAGGCUGCCCGCAGCGCUCCUGCAAGACGCAUGUCCUCCUGCUGGUCCUGCACGGGGGAAACAUCCUGGACACGGGCGCCGGGGACCCGUCCUGCAAGGCAGCCGACAUCCACACCUUCAGCUCCGUGCUGGAGAAGGUCACACGAGCCCACUUCCCUGCUGCCCUGGGCCACAUCCUCAUCAAGUUCGUCCCCUGUCCUGCCAUCUGCUCUGAGGCUUUCUCGCUCGUCUCUCACCUGAACCCCUACAGCCAUGAUGAGGGCUGCCUCAGCAGCAGCCAGGACCACGUCCCUCUGGCCGCCCUUCCCCUGUUGGCCAUCUCCUCCCCGCAGUACCAGGACGCUGUCGCCACCGUCAUCGAGCGAGCCAACCAGGUCUACAGAGAGUUCCUGAAGUCCUCCGAUGGGAUCGGCUUCAGUGGGCAGGUAUGUCUCAUCGGGGACUGUGUGGGGGGCCUCCUGGCCUUCGAUGCCAUCUGCUACAGUGCGGGGCCCUCAGGGGACAGCCCUGCCAGCAGCAGCCGGAAGGGGAGCAUCAGCAGCACCCAGGACACCCCAGUUGCGGUGGAGGAAGAUUGCAGUCUGGCCAGCAGCAAGCGUCUCAGCAAAAGCAACAUUGACAUCUCCAGUGGGUUGGAGGAUGAGGAGCCCAAGAGGCCGUUGCCACGGAAACAGAGCGACUCCUCCACCUAUGACUGCGAGGCCAUCACCCAGCAUCAUGCCUUCCUCUCAAGCAUCCACUCCAGCGUGCUAAAGGAUGAGUCUGAGACCCCGGCGGCGGCGGGGCCGCAGCUCCCCGAGGUCAGCCUGGGCCGCUUUGACUUCGAUGUGUCCGACUUCUUCCUCUUUGGCUCGCCACUGGGCCUGGUCCUGGCCAUGCGGAGGACGGUGCUGCCUGGGCUGGACGGCUUCCAGGUGCGUCCUGCCUGCAGCCAGGUCUACAGCUUCUUCCAUUGCGCCGACCCCUCUGCCUCACGGCUUGAGCCACUGCUGGAGCCUAAGUUCCACCUGGUGCCGCCUGUCAGCGUGCCUCGCUACCAGAGGUUCCCACUGGGCGAUGGGCAGUCCCUCCUCCUCGCUGAUGCCCUACACACGCACAGCCCCCUCUUCCUGGAGGGCGGCUCCCGGGACAGCCCGCCACUUCCGGACGCCCCUGCCUCACCCCGCCAGGCCUUGAGGUUCCGGCGCCCAGGACGGAGGAUGAGCGAGGGAAGCUCCCACAGCGAAAGCUCGGAGUCCUCGGACAGUAUGGCACCCGUGGGAGCCUCCCGCAUCACAGCCAAGUGGUGGGGGAGCAAGAGGAUCGACUACGCCCUGUACUGCCCUGAUGUCCUCACGGCCUUCCCCACCGUGGCCCUGCCCCACCUCUUCCACGCCAGCUACUGGGAGUCCACGGACGUGGUGGCCUUCAUCCUGAGACAGGUGAUGCGCUACGAGAGCGUGAACAUCAAGGAGAGCGCCCGCCUGGACCCCGCAGCGCUGAGCCCCGCCAACCCUCGGGAGAAGUGGCUUCGUAAGCGGACUCAGGUCAAGCUGAGGAAUGUCACGGCUAAUCACCGGGCCAACGAUGUGAUCGCUGCUGAAGAUGGCCCCCAGGUCCUGGUGGGGCGGUUCAUGUACGGUCCCCUCGACAUGGUGGCUCUGACUGGAGAGAAGGUGGACAUCCUGGUAAUGGCCGAGCCGUCCUCAGGCCGCUGGGUACACCUGGACACAGAGAUCACCAACAGUAGCGGUCGAAUCACAUACAACGUGCCGCGGCCCCGGCGCCUGGGGGUCGGCGUCUAUCCUGUGAAGAUGGUCGUCAGGGGCGACCAGACCUGUGCCAUGAGCUACCUCACGGUGUUGCCCCGGGGCAUGGAGUGCGUCGUGUUCAGCAUUGAUGGGUCCUUUGCGGCCAGCGUGUCUAUCAUGGGAAGCGACCCCAAGGUCCGGCCGGGUGCAGUGGACGUUGUCCGGCACUGGCAGGACCUGGGCUACAUGAUCCUUUACAUCACGGGGCGGCCGGACAUGCAGAAGCAGCGGGUGGUGUCGUGGCUGUCCCAGCACAACUUCCCACAGGGCAUGAUCUUCUUCUCGGACGGGCUGGUGCACGACCCGCUGCGGCAGAAGGCCAUCUUCCUGCGCAACCUCAUGCAGGAGUGCUUCAUCAAAAUCAGUGCGGCCUACGGCUCCACAAAGGACAUCUCUGUGUACAGCGUGCUGGGCCUGCCUGCCUCCCAGAUCUUCAUCGUGGGCAGGUCCACCAAGAAGUACCAAACCCAGUGCCAGGAUUGCUUGAGCCCAGGGUUCAAGGCCAGUCCUGGCAACAGGGCAAGAUGCUGUGUAGAGAUGCAUGGUUGUUCAAAGCGGGAUGGGGACUCUGGAACACUAAAGAGCUCCCGGCUUCCCCGGGCUUCCUCGGAGAAGCUGGAGGUGUCUCCAUAG
Molecule: messenger RNA, 3159 nt
Organism: Mandrillus leucophaeus (drill)
Lineage: Eukaryota; Metazoa; Chordata; Mammalia; Primates; Cercopithecidae
Gene: PITPNM3
Product: PITPNM family member 3
Exons: 25
Coding region: 1-3159 (1052 amino acids)
Biological process (GO): phospholipid transport
Cellular component (GO): cytoplasm
Molecular function (GO): phosphatidylinositol binding; phosphatidylcholine intramembrane carrier activity; phosphatidylcholine binding
Source: RefSeq, a predicted model, not a curated record